AUGUCAAGACAGCAAACGAGGGGCGGCGCCACACCCAUCACCUCGGCUAUCUACAUUGCUCAUGAAUUGUCACGUCUCAAUCCUCAGUUUCUCUCGAAUCUUCUGAACAAGGGUGUAAAAUACGUCUAUCGUUACACAACCAAGCCGCUCGUCUCCAACACUGGGACGAGCGUUCGUGGCGCUUAUGGCCAGGAGGUCAGGGACGAAGAUGACGAAGCCACGGCCCGGAGCAAGAUCGAGGCUGAAGUUCGACGCCACAGCAACCGAUUCGAGUGGCACGACGAUGGUAGCCUGAGCGUAACGCACAUUGUGCCCGGGACAACUGUAUUCUUUGGCAAUGUUACCUCCGCCUGGGGUCGUAGUCGCCAUCAUGGUGCGACACGACUUCCCUUCCGCGGCGAUGACGGAUCCUACCAUCCUCCCCCGACAUACGGCGACGGCACACCCAUCGAUGUUGAGGACUUGGACCUGCUGCUGAAACUCGCGGAAAAGGGUGCCGUAGAUAUCGAGUGGCAGAAGGGAGAUCUGGUACUUCUUGAUGUGAGUAUCUGCCUAUGGAAUUUGGGACGCUAG
Colletotrichum fioriniae is the source of this 573-nucleotide messenger RNA. Lineage: Eukaryota; Fungi; Ascomycota; Sordariomycetes; Glomerellales; Glomerellaceae. The record is from RefSeq and is a predicted model, not a curated record.